Molecule: messenger RNA, 507 nt
Organism: Trichomonas vaginalis G3
Lineage: Eukaryota; Parabasalia; Trichomonadida; Trichomonadidae
Exons: 1
Coding region: 1-507 (168 amino acids)
Source: RefSeq, a predicted model, not a curated record
AUGAAUGAAUUACCUUAUUAUUUCCGAACCAUUUCUGAAACUGAUAAUAUUACACUCGAAUUUUGUUUUAUUGAUAACACAAAUAGCUAUGAUGAAACAACAGUUCAUAUCAAAAGAACUUAUAAAUCAGGCGAAAGUAUAUGUGGCUUGCAUAACCCUUUUAGGAUUUUGACAUUAUCAACAAUAGUAUCAACAACGACAGAAGAAGAAGAGAUUCUAGAUGUUGAUAAAAAAAUAUUGUCAAUUAAAGAAUUGAUGGGAAUAGACCCUCCUAGGCGAACACCAAUGCGAACACCAGUGCCAAUCAUUACUCCCAAACCUCCAACUUUCAUAUCAACCAUAAUCGCGACAAAUACCACUAUUUUUUACACUCAUAUUAUGACAGCUGAUGACUUUGAGCCAGUUAAAUGUUCAUAUGUUGUUCUCCCUAAUGAGGAAACUGUAGAUCCACAUCCAAUUAAACUUCACAUUUCAGUGUUUUCAUGCCCAUUUAUUUAUUCAAAGUAA